Messenger RNA from Symbiodinium sp. CCMP2592, 5508 nucleotides. The record is from the annotation of a GenBank genome assembly. NCBI's taxonomy places the organism in Eukaryota, Dinophyceae, Suessiales, Symbiodiniaceae.
AUGGACCCCUCCGUGUUGGAGGAUGCCGACCUGGCUGCCUUGGAGCACGAGUUUCCCGCUGAUCUUCAGAUUGAUGGGGGAGACUUCGGUGAUCAGCUUAGUCAUGCCAAUCAGGAUUGUGAUGAGGCUGAAAGGCGGACUCCCGACCCUUGGCUUCUGCUGGACUCGGGCGGGCACUUCCAGGCAGUGUCUGAGGAUGCUUCUCAACUUGGAGUUGAGGCUGCUGCUUCUGAGGACGAUGCCAGUGCUGAGGUGCAUUGGUACCAGCAAGUUGCCGAGGACUUCCCGUCAUCCGAUGUUGAGAGCCAUCAUAAGCAAUCCCAGUGGAGUCUUGUUGAACUGCAUCCUUCAGUACCUGCAGCCCCGCCUCGGGUUACUGCUGAAGGGUAUCAGACUGCUCUGUCGGCUGCUUUUCAUGCGGUUCCGGCGAAGGCUACGCUGUCACUUCCAUGGGAAUCAGGAGUCUGGAGUGCGUUGUUUGGUGCUGCUGCUUCCGGUGACUGGUUGCAGCAGGUGACACCUGCUUUCAACAGACCUGUGCAGCCGACUAGUGGCCAACCAGAGGAGUCCUUAGUGCCUGCUUCUUCGGGUUUAUUUUCACUUUCUUCGAAGCCUCGGCAAGACAGAGUCUUCAUGGCUGUCGUGUCGCAGUCUUUGGAUGUCUCUUGGGAAGAGCAGAGGGCUCUUGAUUUCGACAGAUCCGUUAAGCUGUGGCUCCACACGAUUCUUCGUUGGGAUGUCGACUGCGAGGUGAGGCAGAUGCUGUGCGAGGAAGAAUCUGUGCAAGGGCAGAUUGGACUGCUGGAAGACUUCUUCCGUGGUCGUGCACCAUCGACGCUGCUCAAGAGGGCCCGGGCUUUGGCGAAAGUUGCCAAUUGGUUGCAGGAGAAAGGCGCGCCAGCCUAUCCUAUCAGUGAGAAGCUUUUCUACGAAUUCCUUCGAGCGGAAAGGGCCCUAGGAGCUCCUGCAUCCAGGCUGAAAGGCUUUCACGAAGCCAUUGUCUUUUCGAGGUUCGUGCUCGGUGUGGCAGGGCUUGAGCUUGCUACUGCUAGCCGUCGUUGUUUGGGCGCCACUAAAUCGGAUGAGCCCAGGGACAGGAAGCAGGCCCAACCGCUUACGGUCCAGCAGCUGUUGGAGCUCCACAGGAGGCUUGACAGCGAAGAUGAGGACCCGUGGAACAGAUUGUUCUGUGGUGCCACACUUUGUGUGGCCUACGCCCGCAGUAGGUGGGGCGACGCACAGCAUGUGUGCAGGUGGACCCUGGAUUAUGACACCCUAGGAAACAUCGCAUACUUGGAAAUUACAGUGGCGAGUCAUAAGACGAUGCAUUCAUCUCAGCACCGAUUCCAGUUUUUACCAAUGGUGUCCAUUGCCUUGGGCGUCGCUGACAAAGAGUGGGUCUCCACUUGGAUGCGAGUCCGGAAGCAGCUGGGCAUAGACAAUCCGCCAGGUCACUGUCUAAUGCCUGCUCCGGAUCAAGAGGGAAAACCUCUCAGCAGACCGCUAUCAUCUUCGGAGGCUGGGAAGUGGGUUCGUCGCCUCCUGGAUUGUGAACCUGCUGAAGGCUGCCCCAACAGGAUCACAAGCCACUCUUUCAAGGCAACGCUGCUUUCUAUGGCUGCUAAGCGUGGAUAUUCGAUUGAGGACAGGCUCCAGAUGGGGUACCAUUCAGUGCCGGGUCGCAUGGCACUUGUGUACUCUCGGGAUGGUGCUGCAAGGAGCUUGCGACUGCUAGAAGUGAUGCUUGAGGAAAUCAGGAGUGGUUUUUACCUCCCUGACAGCACGCGGUCUGGGCGUCUCAGGGGUCCAGCACGUGAGAUUCUUGAGCAUGCACCUCUCGCAGGAGAGAAUCGGCCUGAGACGGGUGAUUCUCGCGCUAGCGUUGGGCCAGAGGCUGUUAAGGCUGAGCUCACCGGCGAUCUCGGGGAUGGAACUGUUGAGAUCUUGGGAUCAGAAGACGAACAGGAGGCAGCUGCUACCGAGCGAGCUGCGGAUUCCGAGCAUGUCACCACAGACAGCUCCGGUAGCGAAUCUUCGGAUUUGGAAGAGGGCAACGAGCGAGUGCUCGAAUGUGGUCGUAUGGUCGGACCACUGGAGAGGAGGCUCGCACAGGAGGUGAUUGAUGCGAUGGCAGAGGGCGUGCAAAGGGAGUCGCCUCGUCAGAGGCCAAACGCAAGCUGUGGUGAGUUUUUUCUUGGCAAAGCUGCUGGGCCCGAGGGUGGGCCCCACGUCGGGAUCCGGACCUUGGGAGUGCGGCUGCCACCGGUUCGAGUCUUCUGGAGUGCACGGAUAGCGACUGCAAGAAUGCUCGAGCGAGCGCUGGUUUCUCAGCUCCUGGGCUCGAGUAGAGUGAAGCGAUAUACCCGCAUCAUGUCGCUGGUCGAGUCUGAAGCUGCCUUUUUCCAGCGGUGCGAUGAAAUCGCGCCUGGUCUCCGGACCCUUCUUGAGGCAAAGAACAUCAAAUCUUUCCGCAAACUCGCCUUCGCCAUUGGCACUCCGCAGACUGCACCGAGUGAAGCUGAUUUUCAGGGUUUUGCUUCAGAAGUGUUUGUUGGUGCGCCGUCGCUGUCUCAGGUCGCAGAUCUUCGCACUUUGCACUUCGAAGCCACUGCUUUUGUUGUUGCGGUACUUAAGGAGCAUGUCACAGGGACCGAGGGCCCUGAGGGUGCACAGAGCAUCAAGCGAAUUCCUCCGGCUGAGCGCCGGGUCGAGGCCAAAUCGGCUAUAUCGCUUGAGAAACAGCGCGGAGUCGCCUUUGAUCAAUGUCGGUUGUUGUCAUGGGACUUCCACCAGAAAUGGGUCACCACACUCAUGGAGGCCAUGUGCGAAGAUGUCUCGCUGCCUCCUCUCUUUCUCGAAAGGGCUGUCUCCUGCUUGUUGCUGUUUGCCUCUGCGCAAGGCGCUCUUCCUCGCGGGAAGGUUCUUAAGCCGCUUGUGCCCGAGUUCGGUCGCUACCUCAAAGUGCUGACGUAUCCUGAGACAGGUGCCUUGCUGCGCUUCAUGCGACGCCUUCCCAAGGGUUCCAAGGUCACUUCGCGUUUUCUGAGUGGGGGAACAAAUGCCUGCGAAGUCUCCCAUGUUGGCGGCUAUCUCGAUACAGUGGAUCUCACAUCACAGCUUAGGCAGGGAUCUUUUGACAUUCAGGAUGUCUCGCUUGCCUGUUUCGGCCGUAGCCCAUUUGCUGACAAUGCACCUCUUCACAAAGGUUGUAAAGCUGAGUGCCUGAGCGAGCGGUGUUUCCAGACAGGCUUCAUCACGAAGUCUGAGCUGAGCAUGCUGCUUGACGUAUUGCCCACUGAUCGAAAAUUUGCAAAGAGCAGAGGCGAUUGCCUCGAUUCCACUAAGACAUGGACCUCAGGGGCCUUUCACUUCUCCGGCCAAGCCGGGGCCGUCAGAGUUCGCCCGGCGGAUCCACAGGAGCAGGAGCUUGUGCUUGAAGUGUCGCAGCACCCGGCGAAGCUUGAUGCGUCGCUGGUGCACUCUACUGACGACUGGUCUGGCGAUCGGAUUCUUCUUGUUGCUUUUCAUGUUCAGGGCGCGACUUCUAUGAGUUGCGCAGAUCAGAGGAGAUGCACCGAGCUUGGAUUUGUGCUUGACGUCGGCGCUGCUGGGGAUGAUGUACACGAUGCCGCUGGAGUGAACCUUUCCUCUGCCGAAACUGUCUUUGUUGGAGUUCCGAGCGAUCCCGAGGAGUUCAUACGAAAAGCGGUGGAAGCAGGGCACCCAAUGGACAUGGGCAUGCACGUGUGCCCAGCUGUGGAUCGGGCGAUCAGGGCCAACUUCUGCGACCCUCCUGAAUUAGUCAUCCAGCGGCGGCUAAGCACUCUUGAACGCUGGGAGAAACGGGCUAGUGUGCUGGAUCCUCUCGAAGCGGUUGAGCAGGGCCUGCCUCUCACUGGGUGGAUGGCUGAGUCACAGGUUUUCGCAAGCAACCCGAGGGCGCCCACAAUGUCUGUUGAUACUGUCGUCGCUAUGAACAGGGGCUUUCACGCUCUGGUCAAAAGGCGCCUCUCCAAGAGGCAGGAUCAGGACGUAGAGCAAAAGACUUGGCUUGAGACAGAGGAGGAGAUUGCUAAGGGGUGGUUCUGGAUUGAUGAGUCAGGCUGCUGGGAAGGGAAGAUCAUUGCGCACCGGUUCGGCCUUCUUCAGAAACUCAAACUCCGCACGAUCGACGACUGCAGUGUUGGGGGUCUUAACUGCACUGUUGGUCUCCCGGAGAAGAUGCGAGUCCAUUCUAUAGAUAUUCUUGCAUCUAUGUUGCGGCGCGCUCUGGAGCUUUGCGGCGGCAAGGCCACUUGUGGCUGGCUAGGCCGCACAUACGAUCUUCAGGCGGCCUAUCGUCAGUUCGGCAUAAGCUCUGUUGCUCGGGAACUCUUGAGGAUUGUCGUCAACAAGCCUGGGGCGGAACAGCCCAUCCUCCUUGGUGCCAACAGUCUUCCGUUCGGUGCAGUGGGUUCGGUUGCUGGCUUCCUCAGGCUGUCUAUGGCUAUCUGGACUCUCGGCCUGGUGGGGCUGGAGCUGUGCUGGUCUGCUUACUACGAUGACUUUCCGACUGUCACCAGUGAGCCGCUUCUUGAGAAUACGAGCUCGUGCGUAGACCGCUUGUUCAGGCUCAUCGGGCUUGACUAUGCUACCGAGGGCAAGAAAGCUCCACAGUUUGCGAGCUGUUUCGCGGCACUUGGAGUUCAGGUGGAUCUGCAGCAAGCUCAGUCUGGCUCGAUUGUUAUCGGACACACCGACACUCGGAAAGAGGAGCUGACCGCUUGCAUCGAUUCCAUUCUCGCUGAUUGCAGCAUGACUUCGAAGGAAGCAGAGAAGCUGAGGGGACGACUCGUUUUCUUUGAAGGAUUCACUUUCGGUAGAGUCGCUCAAGUGGCUGUCAAGCAUGUGGGCCGCCACGCUCAAGGCUCGAGUGGCUCUGUGAAGUUAUCUGCUGAUGUCAAGUGGGCUUUGGGUAUGAUUAAAACUCGAAUCUGUCAUGCCCUGCCAGUGACUAUAUCGGCGAAGGCACUGCAGACCACUUAUGUCUUCACUGACGGCGCUUUCGAGCAAGGUCGAGGCUCUUUUGGAGGGGUUCUGAUCUCUCCUCACGGCAGGUGCGUUUCUUAUUUCGCGGGAGAAGUGAGUCGUGAGGCGAUGCAUCAUUUGCUCGCGUCGUCCACUCAUCCCAUCUAUGAGCUUGAGCUGCUGCCAGUGCUUAUCGCCAUGCAGGUUUGGGGGAAACUCUCCUCUCACCAGCAAACAGUUUACUAUCUUGACAACGAGCCUGCACGAAUCGGGAUGAUUAAGGGGGCGGGUGGCACUGCCAUCGCGGACCUUAUCAUUUCCAAAGCUAGUGCACUUGAAUGUGAGCUAGGCCAACACGCUUGGUACGCUCGUGUUCCUUCGCAUUCCAACAUCGCUGAUGAUCCAAGUCGCUUUUACUUUGAACGACUUCACAAGCUCGGUGCUGCGAGAGUUCUGCUUGACGAAAGCUGGGUCGCGAGCCUCGUUUUGGAAGCGGGGUGA